AUGAUCAUCAUGAUCACAAUUCUCCUGUUUCUCAUUGGGUCAGCUGUGGUAUUGCAAGCAAAUUUAUGUCUGGAAGAAGAAAUUUUACUUCUCCCACCUGUAAACUUCACUCUUAUAGUCACUGGUUUAUCUCAAGUUCUUUUACGAUGGAAACCAAAUCCUAAUCAGGAUCCAAAGAUCAAUAGCUUAAAAUAUAAAGUGAGAAUUAAUACUCCAAAUGAGGAUGAUUAUGAAACUAAAAAGACCCAAAGCACAAGUGUAAAUGUACUUCACAGAGGAUUUUCGGCAAGUGUGCAGACAAUUCUUUAUUGUGGUUCCAGUUUUUUCCAAAGUAGUUGGGUUUCAGCUGAGCUUCAAGCCCCUCCAGGAGCUCCUGGAACAUCAGCUGUGAAUCUGACUUGUAUCACCAACAUCUUGCAAGAUAAUGUGUCACUCUUUUGUACGUGGUUUGUUGGCAAGAAUGCCCCAGAGGACACCCAGUACUUCCUUUUCUACAGGUUUGACAGACAUACUAAAGAAUGCCAAGAAUAUAGGAAAGAUUUGUGGAAGAGAAAUAUAGCUUGCUGGUUUCCAGAGACUGCCAUUGAUAGAAAAGGACGUGGACAGCUGGCAGUACAUGUUAAUGGUUCAAGCAAACAAAUUGCCAUCAAACCAUUGGAUCAGUUGUUUGAGCUUCAUGCUAUUGAUCAAGUGAAUCCUCCAGUGAAUGUCUCUGCAAAAAUGGAAGGAAAUCGUCUGUUUAUACAAUGGGAGAAGCCAGUUUCUAACUUUCCUAGAAAAUGUUUUGAUUAUGAAGUGAAUAUCUACAAUAUUAGAAAGGAUUAUUUAUGGACACAGAAAAUUCAGGAAAAUUCAUUCUCCUUGAUAGUUGAUCCUACUUGUAAAUAUUCUUUACAAAUAAGAGCUACAGUGCAUUCCAACUGUAGAAAAAGUGGACUUUGGAGUGAAUGGAGUCAAUCUAUUUAUGUUGGUAAGCAUCAGUGA
This is a messenger RNA of Gracilinanus agilis (Agile Gracile Mouse Opossum), 984 nucleotides long. RefSeq names its product interleukin 5 receptor subunit alpha (gene IL5RA). Gene Ontology annotation, biological process: cytokine-mediated signaling pathway; immunoglobulin mediated immune response. NCBI's taxonomy places the organism in Eukaryota, Metazoa, Chordata, Mammalia, Didelphimorphia, Didelphidae. The transcript is spliced from 7 exons. Gene Ontology annotation, cellular component: external side of plasma membrane; membrane. The record is from RefSeq and is a predicted model, not a curated record. Bases 1 to 984 code for a protein of 327 amino acids. Gene Ontology annotation, molecular function: cytokine receptor activity; protein binding.